CUAUUGGAUGCCGUGCAGCAAAAACAUCGAAGCUAAAUAAAAAGCUGAUCAAAUCGUUCGCUGGCUUAUCGAUUCAAAGGGGAAGCAUCGUUCGAACGGCUUGCUUACCCGUUGAUUAGCUGAGACCCGCGCGGUGAAGAAGGGGGAAUAAUUGUCUCAUCAGGUUUUGUUCGGCGUAUGGCGUACCUGCAUUUGCCAUUCAGCGCUAGCGGGUGUAAUUGGUCUCGCCGUGAGACAGUUGUAACCAUUUUAUUCUUUUAUAUUUCAUGGUUCAGGGUAUAUUUGCUGCUUUCUUUCUUGCUUCCUCGUACUAAGAUCAGUAAGCAUCAAGUUCAAGACUUCGGUAUAAGCCGCAUGUCCUCACAUACAAAGCACACGCAUGCGCAUUAUAGCUCAACUCCCACCGAACCUCCACCUCCAAUCCCGGAAAAAGCAUGGCUUCCCUGCCAACCGACAGCUGAACAUCCCUCUCAACAAACACUCAACAUCUGCUUACUUACACACGUUGUACCAACUAACAUCAAUCUCCUUGCCCAGUGACAUGGCCCAGCAAUAAAGACAAAGAAAGGGUGUUCGAGUCCCAUGUAUUUUGCCGACGUACGUCCUUGAUCCCCAUGCGCUGCAUAAAGAUUGAACCCAAACUACAUUUUAAAAUCCGUAGGUACGUUACAGUAUAAAGCCCCCCCCCCCCCAUGGCUCUCAGCUGCGCGGCAUCUUGCCGAGGUGGGCUGUGCACCUCAUUUUUCUAACCAGG
Molecule: messenger RNA, 754 nt
Organism: Trichoderma harzianum CBS 226.95
Lineage: Eukaryota; Fungi; Ascomycota; Sordariomycetes; Hypocreales; Hypocreaceae
Exons: 1
Coding region: 178-540 (120 amino acids)
Source: RefSeq, a predicted model, not a curated record